GAAUCGUCACCUACGAUCGUACAUUCUUUUGAGCUCGAAGACAACACGCUCUAUGGCCCAAUCACUCUUGUGUCUUCUUCUCGAUUAUUGCAAUGCUUCAAAGAAGCAAUGCUCUUCGAUGCCUGACGCGAGCGUCCUAUGGACGCUCUUCAAAACCCUUCCUCACUCACCUGCAUAACCCAUGGUUCCGCCGCUCAUAUUCGCCGGGGCCCUCUGACGGGCAGCCGUAUGAGAUUGCAGUUCUAGGUGGGGGUAUCACCGGCCUGUCGACGGCAUACUGGCUCACGAAGAAGGCACCCAAAGCCAAUAUCACAGUGUACGAAGCUAGCAAGCGUGUCGGGGGAUGGGUGCAAUCGCUUGAAAUGGAUGUGGAUGGAGACACUGUUGUGUUCGAGACCGGGCCUCGGACCUUGAGAACAGGCUCUGUUAAUGCCAUGGUCACACAAGCCAUGUUGGAGGAUCUUGAUUUGGCAGACGACAUCAUUUUCACCUCGAAGGAUGCUGCGUCAUCUCGAAACAGAUACAUAUACUACCCCGACCACCUUGUGCGCAUUCCAUUCCCAGUCGAUGGCCUACUGGACACUCUGAGUACCGUAUUAUUAGAACCUGCCUUCGAAGGAAUCCUAUGGCAGGUACUAAAAGAGCCUUGGAAAUGGACUAGACCAUCACAUCUUCUGGAUGAGAGUGUAGGGGAGUUCUUGACCCGUCGCAUAGGCAAGACGGCAACGAAUAAUUUGGUAUCUGCUGUGUUCCACGGGAUCUAUGCGGGAGACAUCUGGCAACUAAGCGCAAAAAGCAUAAUGAGGAGUGCAUGGGAACUUGAAGGCUCCUUUGGGUCAUUUGGGCGCGGUCUGUCCGAGUGCCUGGAACAUGGGGCUCUUGUUGAUGCCAGGGACGCUGAACUCAAAUCAGUAUUGGAGCCCUUCCUGGACGGGAGUCAGUUCAUGGACGAUUUCAAAUCUAGUAGCGUCUUCGCUUUCAAAGGAGGAUUAUCGCGGUUGACUGAGGCACUGGAAACCUAUCUUGAAGACUGUCCGAACGUAACAUUGAUGACCAAUUGUCACGUUGACGACCUAACAUGUGAGGGUGCAUUAGACCUUCACAAUAGUGGUGUCUUGACAGAUGGCAAGGUCAGAUUUAACGUCACCGACAUGACUGAUGAACGUCGUCUGAGGGCGCCACAAGUUGUUGACAAAGAUCUUGUGAUCUCUACGCUCCCGUCCCGGGUUCUAGCCAGCAUGUUCGCAUGGAAGACAGAAUCUGGGAUUUCGCCCUACCGUGGUAGGCCCAUCCCUUCCAUUGAAAUGGGCGACUGGGCAACUGUAAUGGUAGUCAACUUUUACUUCCGGGAAUCUAACAUCGUGCCUGUCAAAGGCUUCGGAUAUUUAAUCCCACAAAGCGUCCCUUUCGAGAAUAACCCUGAGCGAGCUUUGGGAGUGAUAUUUGACUCGGAUGCAGUAACUGGCCAAGAUACUGGAUCUGGUACCAAACUCACGGUUAUGAUGGGUGGCCAUUACUGGGCUGGGUGGGACAAAUAUCCCUCUCCUGAACAUGCCACUCAGAUGGCCAUGGAUCUACUUAAGAGACAUAUUGGUGACAUCCCUGAACCUGCGAAGACAAUGGCAACACUACAAGAGAACUGCAUACCUCAAUACAGAGUCGGUUGGGACACAGCAACGAAGUCUGCGCACGAACAGCUGCUUCACUAUUUCGGCGGCAGACUGCGAGUGGCAGGUCCGUCUUGGCAUGGGGUUGGUCUUCAUGACUGCACGCGUGCAGCAUACGACGUAACUGAGGGUGCGGACGGAUGGCACAGAGGCAAAAGCGAGCCUAGAACGGGCCUCGAGAUGUUCAAAGAGGACCCUGUGUUUCUGCACAGCAAAACAAUGCAACAACCUAAGAAAACGCGAUUCUACUAGCAUUCCUCUCCUCUUUCAGGAGACCAGGCCACGAUUUCGAAUCAGAGAAAACGAUCUUGUCACUGUAUAACAACCUGUGUAGAUAUUGUAGUACAUAGCGUGCAGACGCAUUUACCGUAGAUGGCUUAUACUAGUAAUGCUCAAUAGCUUUCGGCCGAAGUC
Pseudovirgaria hyperparasitica is the source of this 2081-nucleotide messenger RNA. Its product is annotated as Protoporphyrinogen oxidase. The transcript is spliced from 3 exons. Gene Ontology annotation, biological process: heme biosynthetic process. NCBI's taxonomy places the organism in Eukaryota, Fungi, Ascomycota, Dothideomycetes, Acrospermales, Acrospermaceae. Gene Ontology annotation, molecular function: protoporphyrinogen oxidase activity, oxygen as acceptor. Gene Ontology annotation, cellular component: mitochondrial inner membrane. The coding region runs from base 93 to 1919 and encodes 608 amino acids. The record is from RefSeq and is a predicted model, not a curated record.